Sporisorium graminicola is the source of this 2634-nucleotide messenger RNA. RefSeq lists its product as uncharacterized. The record is from RefSeq and is a predicted model, not a curated record. The coding region runs from base 1 to 2634 and encodes 877 amino acids. The transcript has a single exon. Lineage: Eukaryota; Fungi; Basidiomycota; Ustilaginomycetes; Ustilaginales; Ustilaginaceae. Gene Ontology annotation, molecular function: ATP binding; ATP hydrolysis activity. Gene Ontology annotation, cellular component: Golgi stack. Gene Ontology annotation, biological process: intra-Golgi vesicle-mediated transport; SNARE complex disassembly; Golgi to plasma membrane protein transport.
AUGGCAGGAUUCCUCAGAGGUGGCGGAUCCGGUGGGGCCGGUGGUGCGGGCUACGGCAGAGUCAGCAGUGGCGCAGGCGGCAGCAACCCUUACGGCGACGGUGGCAGCAACCCACAUACAUCCGCCUCUGCGUCGGGUGGUCGGUUGGCUGCUGCGGGCUACGGUGGCGGAGGAGGCGCAGGUUAUGGCGGCGGAGGAGCUGGCUUUGCGGCAAGUGCUGGUGCUGGUGCUGGCAGUGCACCUCGCUCCAGCGGGGCCGCAGGGUAUCGAGGUGGUGCUGGCUUUUCAGGCGGUGCUGGCUUCUCGGGCGGCGGAGGAUAUGGCUCCGAAAAGGCACCGCCUCAGCGCGCUUCGGGCGGCGGGCAUCUCAUUGUCAAGUGCCCCGACCAGCUCGUGCUCUCCAACUGCCUCAUCAUCAACGGUCAGGAGUGGGGCUCGACGCAGUACGUGCUCGUCGAAGGCAUGUACGUCUUCACUGCCCAGGCUGACUCGACAGGCACGAUCCAACCAGGCACGCUCGGUACGGCGCUGCUGCAACGAAAGUGGGCUGGCCUCUCCAUCCCGGGCCACGUUGUUCAAGCUGAGAGCUACGACCCUUUUGCGUUCGGCAACAGCGUCUAUCUCGGCAGCAUCGAUCUGGAGGUGGCUUACUUCCGCAAGGGCGAGGUAGCUUCGCAGGCGUACGAUACGGCCGAAAUGGCCAAGCUGUUUGGACGCGCGUUCGAAAACCACAUCUUCACCACGGGCCAAACGCUUGUAUUCGAGUUCAAGGGCAUGAAUCUGGUGGUGACGGUGAAGGGAGUAGAGGUGGUAGAGCUGCACGAGAUCCAGCAGCGGAGCACCAAUGCUCCGCCCAGUAGCCACGGCGCAUCCCACCCCAGUCGCUCUGAUCGCGGCAUUUUGAUCGCCCAGACACAAAUCAACUUUGCCGCCGCCCGCGAUGGUGGUGUCAAGUUGAAAGCGUCUGGUAACCGGCCCCCACCCAAUGCCAUCUUGCAGCCCAAUUUCAAGUUCGAAGACAUGGGCGUUGGUGGUCUCGACAAGGAAUUUGCCAACAUCUUCCGACGAGCUUUCGCAUCUCGUAUCUUCCCGCCCGCGCUCGUCGAGAAGCUCGGCAUCCAGCACGUCAAGGGUAUGGUGCUCUACGGCCCUCCAGGAACCGGUAAGACGCUGCUUGCGCGUCAGAUCGGCAAGAUGCUCAAUGCGCGCGAGCCCAAGAUCGUCAACGGUCCCGAGGUGUUUAACAAGUUUGUCGGUGGCAGUGAGGAAAAUGUACGCAAGCUCUUUGCCGAUGCCGAGGCGGAGCAGAAAGCAAAGGGGGACGAGUCUCAGCUGCACAUCAUCAUCCUCGAUGAGCUGGACGCCAUGGUCAGGCAGCGUGGAUCCGGCGGAGCAGGCGCAACCUCGGCCGGAGACAAUGUCGUCAACACGCUUCUUGCCAAGCUCGACGGUGUCGAGCAGCUCAACAACAUUCUUGUCAUUGGUAUGACCAACCGACUGGACAUGAUCGACGAAGCGCUUCUGCGUCCCGGUCGUCUUGAAGUGCACGUCGAGGUCAGCUUGCCGGAUGAGUUUGGUCGUCGUCAGAUCCUCAACAUCCACACCAGUAAGAUGCGCAGCAACGGCGUGAUGGACAGCGACGUCAACAUCGACGAGCUCGCCGCGGUGACCAAGAACUUUUCUGGUGCCGAGAUUGCCGGUCUGAUCAAGUCAGCGACUUCGUUCGCUUUCAAUCGCCAUGUCAAGGUCGGCACGAUGGCGGGCAUCUCGAACGAUGUCGAAAACAUGAAGGUACAGCAUCAAGACUUUUUGAACGCGCUGGAAGAAGUCAAGCCCGCGUUUGGUGUUGCUGAAGAGGAGCUCUCGCAGGUGGUGCAGAACGGCAUCAUGCACUUUGCCCCGCACAUCGAUGUCAUUCUGCGUGACGGGCACCUCCGUGUCGAGCAAGUGCGCACGUCGCAGCGAACCCCGCUCGUCACCGUGCUGCUGCACGGUCCUCCCGGCUCGGGCAAGACAGCGCUUGCUGCCACAAUCGCCAUUGCCUCCGACUAUCCGUUCAUCAAGCUCAUCUCGCCCGAGAACAUGAUCGGCAUGGGCGAUGCGCAGAAGAUCAACUACCUCAACAAGGUGUUCAAUGAUGCGUACAAGUCGCCACUGUCGAUCGUUGUGAUUGACAACAUUGAAAAGAUCGUCGAGUGGGUGCGCAUCGGCCCUCGUUUCUCGAACUCGGUGCUACAGGCGCUUGCUGUCCUGCUGGGCAAGCGUCCACCCAAGGACAAACGACUGUUGGUGCUGGCAACGACGUCGAACCGAUCCAUGCUGCACGAGAUGGAGAUGCUCAACGCCUUCAUUGCCGAGAUCCGCGUGCCCAACAUUACGUCGCUACGAAGCGUCGACCAUGUGGUGCGACAGAUGCAGCUGUUCGACAACGACCACGAUGUUCAGAGAUGCCAGCAGCUGUUGGCGCAGGCCGGGCUAGGUGAGGAGGGGAGACUCAACAUUGGCAUCAAGAAGCUGCUCUCGGAGAUCGAGAUGGCGAGACUCGACAACGAUCCUGCUGACCGAUUGGCGUCGAGUCUGUCGAGUGUGCAGAGUACGGCCAUCGACGUGGACAUCGACGUCGGGCUCAGUUAG